Cuscuta europaea is the source of this 2983-nucleotide messenger RNA. NCBI's taxonomy places the organism in Eukaryota, Viridiplantae, Streptophyta, Magnoliopsida, Solanales, Convolvulaceae. The record is from the annotation of a GenBank genome assembly.
AGUUUGAAAAACUCUCCAUGGAAAAAACUCCAGAUGGAGGAAGAUCUGGAAAUUUGCGGAGACGGCUGUUCGGAGCUUCCGAAACAUUCCCGUAAAAUAGGAAAAUCGCCAGUGAAGCAGACUACUCCGGCUAAGAAGGUUCCAAGUAGCAAGGGAAGUGAGGAAAAAUCGGUUCCUGAGCGGGGAAGCAUUGAAAAAAUUGCAGCUUCAGCUGAGGAGAAAAAACCCGGCCAUUGUUGCCGGAAAACGAGGAAAUUGACUGACAUUGUUGAAGGUAAUGGAAUUUCAGUCAAUAAGAAGAAAAAGUCUGUAGGGAGCAGUGGGCAUGGCAAGAAAAGAAACACGGCAGGUGAUGGAGAAGACAAGGCAACCGAGAGUCUGAAGGAAGCUGGUAAAAAGGGGAGAGUGAAAAAGAAUAGGAAGAAGAAGGGGUUUGACAACCGUUCGGAAGAUGAAGAAAGAGGUCGGCUUAAGAAUGGAAAUGAGGCAAAUAAGAAGAAUGACAACAAUGGGAAGGGAGUUGAAUCAAACAUGUGCCACCAAUGUCAGAGGAAUGACAAAGGACGGGUUGUUCGCUGCACCUCCUGCAAAGCGAGGAGAUAUUGUGUGCCUUGUAUCAAAAGAUGGUACCCUCGUAUUCCAGAGGAGGCUUUUGUGGAAAAGUGCCCUGCUUGUCUCCACAUUUGCAAUUGCUCAUCAUGCCUUCGACUAGACAGGCCCCUAAGGAACAAUCAAAAAAUUGAAGUCAGCAAUGUGGAGAAGGUGCAGUACUCGAAAUAUAUCUUGCUAGUGCUUCUACCUAUCUUGAGACGAAUAAAUGAAGAACAAAUGAUGGAAAAGGACAUUGAAGCAAAGAUUCAAGGAGUAUCACUUUCAGAGUUAGUAAUAGAGAAAGCAAACUGCCACCGGGAGGAUCGGUUGUAUUGUGACUGCUGCGAAACAUCUAUUGCUGAUUUUCAUAGAAGCUGUUCAAACUGUUCCUAUGACCUUUGCCUUACUUGUUGCCAAGAGCUCAGGAAUGGUCAUCUGCAGGGAAAUGUAAGAGAAUUUAUCAUGCCAUAUAUUGACCAUGAUCUGGAUUGCUUGCAUGGAAUUGAGCCAAACUCUGCUAAAGUGAAAUCAAGAGAAAAUGCCAACAGGCACUAUCCACCAAAGAUGCUUGAUGGCCACUGUAAUGAAUGGGAGUCUGAAGAAAAUGGCAGAAUUUUUUGUCCACCCGAGAUUAUGCGUGGUUGUAGUAAGGGAACUUUAGAACUUAAACAUAUCUUUGGGGUCAGUUAUGUCACUAGGUUAUUAGAAAAAGCAGAAGAAACAGCUAUGUCAUGCAAUUUGAAUGAUAUGCUUGAAAGUUCUCAGAGGUGGUGCUCUUGUUCAAAAUCAGUAGAUGAAAAUAUCAUUGAUAACACUAAAUUACGAAAAGCAGCUUGUAGGAAGGAUUCUGAAGACAAUUAUUUGUACUCUCCUGUUGCCAAGGACAUUCAACAUGAGGAUCUCAAACACUUUCGAUCACAUUGGCUUAAUGGUCAGCCUGUCAUUGUCAGUAAUACGCUAGAAUGUGCUUCAGGGUUAAGUUGGGAGCCUAUGGUAAUGUGGCGUGCUUUUCGCCAGAUAACAAAUCUAGUCCGUUCUCAACAUCGUAAUGUCAUUGCUCUUAACUGCUUAGACUGGAGUGAGGUUGAGACCAACACCCACCAGUUUUUUGAAUGGUAUAUGAAAGGUAAAACUGAUACGUCCGAAUGGCCUCUGCUUCUCAAGUUGAAAGACUGGCCUCCAUCAGUUAAACUUGAAACGUGGUUACCUCGUCAUUAUGCUGAGUUCGAAAACUGCCUGCCUUUCAAGGAAUAUACAGAUCCUAAACAUGGCUACUUAAAUCUUGCUGUUAAGUUGCCAUAUGACACCGCAAAACCAGAGAUAGGAGCGAAGACAUAUAUAGCUUAUGGUUUUCCAGUGGAGCUGGGGCGUGGAGACUGUUUAACUAAAUUGCACUGUGAUAUAUGUGAUGUGGUGAAUGUCUUGACACAUACUCAAGGAAUAAACCCAACACCAGAGCAACUUUCAAAUAUUGAAAAAUUGAAGAUGGGUUAUGCCACCCGAGAUAAAAAGGAACCGCAGACAGUUCAUACGAAUGAGAGUGAAAGUGGCAUCGUCAAUGGGUGUAUGUUAUCAUCCUCUGAUGCACUUGAAGGCACUGAUGGUGCUCUCUGGGACAUCUUCAGGAGGGAAGAUGUCCCUCAGUUGGAAGAGUAUCUGAAGAAACACUUUAAAGAGUUCACGCAUACUAACUGCUCCCCAGUGUCGAUGGUUGUUCAUCCUAUUCAUGACCAAACCUUUUACUUGACUGUUGAGCAUAAAAAGCGGCUAAAAAAAGAACAUGGGAUUGAACCAUGGACUUUUGUUCAGAAGUUGGGAGAUGCUGUUUUUAUUCCAGCAGGCUGUCCUCAUCAAGUUAGAAACUUGAAGCCAUGUAUAAAAGUUGCUAUGGACUUUGUCUCUCCUGAAAAUGUUCUAGAGUGUGUGCGGUUGACUGAAGAAUUCCGAACUCUUCCCCAGAAUCACAGGUCCAAGGAAGAUAAACUUGAUGUGAAGAAGAUGGUCAUUCAUGCAGUCAAUGAAGCUAUAAAGGAUUUGAACGACUUGAACCUGGCUACCCUACGACUAAGAUGAUUUGCUCAGGAUAUGAAUGCGUAUGGAGUUGUUGAUAUGUGCUUCUGAUAACAAAAACUUGAACGAUGACGUAAUUAUGGGAUGUGGGGUUUUUGAACUUUGAAGUUCCCACUGGGGCUUUUUUGACUAAACUUUUGCUUAGUAUGAAAGUAUGCUUCCUACCAUUAGCAUCCGUACUUCGACUCUUUUUUUGAAAAUGUCAGUAGUUUGACUUGAAACACACUAAUUGAAGGGAAGUGAGAAUUACAAAAGUAGCACGUGAGUACGUGACAAAGGGAAAUGGCACUUUCACUUCCUGGCAACAUUGAAAUGUAGUUAC